AUGGGGCAUCAGGUGAUAAUAUUUGACUUUUCUCUAAUAAGAGGACUGUGGGAAACUCGAGUUAAGAAGAACAAAGAACGUCAGAGGAAGGAGAAAGAAAGAUUAGAAAAAAGCGCUUUGGAGAAGACAUACCUGAAGAAUGGCUUUGUAGACACCGAUGAGAAGAUAUUGGACAAUUAUGGAAAGUCUCCUCAGCUCCAGAAGAGGCAGGCUUUGUCAGAUGAAGCAAAUAAGGAAGGAAACAAAUUUAUUUUUCAGCUUUCUGGAGAGCAGUGGAUGGAAUUCCCAGAUUCUCUGAAAGAACAAACCUACCUGAAAGAAUGGCACGUGAACAAUACAUUGAUACAAACCAUUCCAGCCUACAUUGCAUUAUUUCAAGAUCUGAAAGUAUUGGAGUUGUCAAAAAAUCAAAUCAACCAUCUCCCAGUAGAGAUUGGCUGCUUAAAAAACCUGAAAGUGCUCAAUGUGAGUUUCAAUAAUUUGAAGUCAGUCCCUCCAGAACUGGGGGAUUGUGAGAAUCUGGAAAAACUGGAUUUGUCUGGAAAUAUGGAAAUAACAGAGCUCCCAUUUGAACUAAGUAACCUGAAACAAGUCACAGUUGUGGAUGUGUCAGCAAACAAGUUCCAUUCUAUUCCGAUUUGUGUACUCCGGAUGUCUAAUUUGCAGUGGUUGGACAUUAGCAGCAACAACCUGAAAGAUCUCCCAGAAGACAUAGACAGGUUAGAUCAACUGCAGACGCUUCUCCUACAGAAAAACAAGUUGACUUAUCUUCCACGAGCUCUGGUCAAUAUGCCAAAACUCAGUUUGCUAGUUGUCAGUGGUGAUGACCUGGUUGAGAUGCCCACAGCUGUCUGUGAGUCAACCACAGGUUUAAAAUUCGUAAGUCUCAAGGACAGUCCAGUUGAAACUAUCGUAUGUGAAGACACUGAAGAAAUUAUAGAAAGUGAACGUGAACGGGAGCAAUUUGAGAAAGAAUUUAUGAAAGCAUACAUUGAAGACCUAAAGGAAAGGGAUUCUGCUCCUUCCUACACUACAAAAGUAUUACUCAGUCUUCAGCUCUGA
Egretta garzetta (little egret) is the source of this 1062-nucleotide messenger RNA. RefSeq names its product leucine rich repeat containing 2 (gene LRRC2). The transcript has 8 exons. The record is from RefSeq and is a predicted model, not a curated record. Gene Ontology annotation, molecular function: protein binding. The coding region runs from base 1 to 1062 and encodes 353 amino acids. NCBI's taxonomy places the organism in Eukaryota, Metazoa, Chordata, Aves, Pelecaniformes, Ardeidae.